Messenger RNA from Populus nigra (black poplar), 2012 nucleotides. RefSeq names its product coatomer subunit delta-like. Lineage: Eukaryota; Viridiplantae; Streptophyta; Magnoliopsida; Malpighiales; Salicaceae. The coding region runs from base 182 to 1771 and encodes 529 amino acids. Gene Ontology annotation, biological process: retrograde vesicle-mediated transport, Golgi to endoplasmic reticulum; Golgi localization; endoplasmic reticulum to Golgi vesicle-mediated transport. Gene Ontology annotation, cellular component: cytosol; COPI vesicle coat. The transcript is spliced from 12 exons. The record is from RefSeq and is a predicted model, not a curated record.
ACAUCUACAUUAAAAAUGAAAAAUAAAAAAUAAAAUAAAACCCAAUUCCUCGUCUCCUUCCUCGUCUUCCUCACAUUCGCCCGGUCACUCUCUUAUUCACAGCACGAACACACCGUUUCUCUCGCACAACACUCUCUCCGCUUCCAAUUCAGGUGUUAAUUUCUGUGCCAGUUACAUCAGGAUGGUUGUGCUUGCGGCUUCUAUAGUGAGCAAGAAUGGUAAAGUGCUUGUUUCGAGGCAGUUUGUGGACAUGUCUCGGAUAAGAAUUGAAGGUCUCCUUGCUGCUUUUCCCAAGUUGAUAGGGUCUGGAAAGCAGCAUACUUAUGUUGAGACUGAGAAUGUGCGUUAUGUUUACCAGCCAAUAGAGGCUAUGUACUUGCUGCUUGUUACGAAUAAACAGAGCAACAUUCUUGAAGAUUUGGACACUCUGAGGCUGCUCUCUAAACUGGUACCUGAGUAUACCAUGUCUCUUGAUGAAGAGGGUAUUUGUCAAACAGCUUUUGAGCUGAUCUUUGCAUUUGAUGAGGUUAUCUCUCUUGGGCACAAGGAAAAUGUUACUGUUGCCCAGGUUAAGCAGUACUGUGAGAUGGAGAGUCAUGAAGAGAAAUUGCACAAGCUGGUAUUGCAGAAUAAGAUUGAUGAGACCAAGCGUAGAAUGAAGGAAGAAGCUAGUAAGAUUGACCAAAUGAAGAUUGAAAAGAAUAGAGGUAAUAAAGGAGGUUUUAUGUCUUCAAUGGGCUCUGGAAGAAUUGAGAGCAGCUUUAAUGAUAUGAGCAUUUCCAGUGGCGGAGGAGGUGGUUUUGGAAGUGGAUCUGGGUUUGGAUUGACCAGUGAUGUUGACUCAUUUUCCAGCAAGCCUAAAGGUCGUCAACCUUCAUCUGCCACUGCUCCUCCCAAAGGCCUUGGCAUGAAGCUCGGCAAAACCCAAAGGACAAACCAGUUUUUGGAAUCCUUGAAAGCAGAAGGUGAAAUGAUCGUUGAAGAUGUGCAGCCAUCGAAAUCAACCCAGUAUACAUCAGCUGCUCAAAAACUAACUGAUCCUGUCACUUUGACUGCUGAGGAGAAACUCAAUGUCACUCUAAAACGGGAUGGUGGAAUGAGUCACUUUGAUGUUCAAGGGCAUUUAUCACUUCAAAUUCUUAACCAAGAAGACGGGCUCAUCCAAGUUCAGAUUGAAACUGGGGGGAAUCCAGGUGUCAUUUUCAAGACACAUCCUAACGUGAACAAAGAAUUAUUUGCUAAUGAAAACAUUUUGGGCUUGAGGGAUCCCAGCAGACCUUUCCCCGCUUGUCAAACUGGGGAUGCAGGUGUUGGUCUUUUGAAGUGGAGAAUGCAAAGUGUUGAUGAGUCAAUGGUGCCCUUGACAAUCAACUGCUGGCCAUCUGAGUCUGGAAAUGAAACAUAUGUCAGCAUCGAGUAUGAAGCGUCAUCCAUGUUUGAUCUACGAAAUGUUGUGAUCGCAGUUCCUCUACCAGCCCUUCGAGAGGCACCAAAUGUUAGGCAGAUUGAUGGGGAAUGGAAGUACGACGCAAGAAAUUCCAUCCUAGAAUGGUCCAUUCUUCUCAUUGAUAACUCAAACCGCAGUGGAUCAAUGGAGUUUGUUGUGCCAUCAGGAGACUCAUCGGCAUUCUUUCCCAUUACUGUUCAGUUUUCAGCCACUAGCACAUACAGUGAGCUAAAGGUUGCCAAUAUCCUGCCCCUGAAAGGUGGAGCUCCUCCCAAGUUUUCCCAGAGGACUCAAUUGAUCACAGAGAAUUACCAAGUGGUCUGAGUGAUAGAUACUUCGCUUGAAUGCACCGAAGUAUGAGUUAUCUCCGAACUAUUUAGUGUUUGUUAUAAAAUUUGAUGAGUACGUUCGCAAUUUUGAAAUUAUUGAUCUGGCAUCUAAUGCACUUAAUUCUGUCUAGUUUCUUUUUCUUAUUGUUAGUGUAAAUAACCUCCAUGGAAACUGGCUACUUUCUCUUUUCUUAUUGUUAUUUCUAUUAUUUGUAGAUGAUAAACAAUAUAUACAA